This is a messenger RNA of Adineta steineri, 2463 nucleotides long. The record is from the annotation of a GenBank genome assembly. NCBI's taxonomy places the organism in Eukaryota, Metazoa, Rotifera, Eurotatoria, Adinetida, Adinetidae.
AUGAUAGCAACAAUGAAUCUAUUUGGUUCUGUAGUACCAAAUCUUAAUACAACAUUUUUAAUUGACACGAGUGGUUCAAUGUAUUCAUGUUUAGCUACUGUUCGUGAACAUCUUUCCGCAUAUCUACGUGUACAUGCAGUUGAUAUACCAAACCCACAUCAAACAUUACUUUUUAAUUUAAUAGAAUUUAAUUCCAAUAUACGUCGAUGGGCUGAUCGAUGUGUAUUUUGGUCACAUCCAUCUGUUGUUGUUGCUGAUGAUUGGCUUCGUUCAUUAGAACCUAAAACAGGUACAAAUACGUUAGGUGGUUUAUUGACGACAUUUGCUGAUACAUUAUGUCAACAAGUUGUACUUAUUACGGAUGGUAUACCUGAUCAAGAACCACAAGUUAUUAUAAAUUUUCUUCAACAUCAACAACAAGAAAAACGUCCAUGUCAUAUAUUCUAUAUAAAUACACCAUCAAAUACAGAACAAGAACAAGAAACUGUUGUUAAAUUUCUUCAAGAUUUAGCAUUAUUAACACGUGGUUCAUUAACAAUAGCACAUUUCUCACGAACAGGUUCAUUAGAAAGUCUUGCACCAAUGAUUAAUUAUCAAAUACAAGAUGCAACGAAUCCUUUAUUAGUACUUGAUACAUCAUUACCUACCCCAAUAGGUGGACCACCCAUGGAUACAGCUGUUUCAUCCGAAAUUGGAACACUUUUAAUUGGACAAGAAUGUUUAGCAAGAAAAGAUAAAGAUGGAUAUUAUUAUCGUGGUAAAAUUCUUAACCAAUUAAAUAUUAAUCAAUUUAUGAUUGAAUUUGGUCCACGAAGUGCUGGUGGUUUUAGUGAAUCAGAUUUUCAACCAACAUAUUUAUUUGAUAUUAUACAUUAUACAGAUGCAUUAAUGCAUAAAAUUCAAACAGGAGAUUUUGUUCUUGCUCCUGAUGGACAUGAAGGUCGUUUUGUACCUGGAGAAGUACUUGAUGGUUUCGAAAAACGUGCUUCAUGUGAAAGUGGUGAAAUUCGUCCAUUAAUUAUUCAUUUUGCAAAUGGAAAAACGAUUACAGUAAAAAGAUUACAAGAAGCAAUAUGGAUUCCAUCUGCAUUAUAUGAACGUAUUAAAUUUGAACUUACAAUACCACCAACUGCUCGACAAUUUCUUCAAAAUAAUUCAGUUGCUUAUCCAACUAAACUUUUACCCGGUUAUCCAAUGCCUGCACCAUUUCCAAUGACUUCUGAUCAUUGGCCAUUUUUUCUUCCAAAUCAACAAUUUCAAAGUACAUCACCUGUUGUACUUGUUCCUCAUCAAAAUAUACCAACAAGUGUUAAUAGUCAUGAGGUUAAUAAUCUUAUUAUGAUUUCACAACAAAGACCACAGAGUUUAAUGACAAGUGAUGAACUUAAUCGUAGAGUUGAUGAUCAAAUUAAACAACAUUGGUUUCUUCUUGAUGAACGACCACCUUCUGUACCUCCACCACAAUCAUUACCACCACGUCCUCCUUCAACUUCAUCUCAUCAUAACCAUCAUCAUCCUCAUCCUCACCCUCAUCAACAUUCACAUUCAACUAAUUCUUCACCAAGUCCAUAUUCAACAAGAAAGAAAAAUGUUUGUUUCAAUGAUUCAUCUUCUGUUCGACGAUAUUCUGUUGAUGAUCUUGAUAUGUCUCGUGAAUCAACUCCAUUGAAAUCAUGUCUUAAAUCAUCGAUUGAUACACAUCAACAUACUCAUACACACACACCAUCAACAUGUCAAAAAACAAAACCAGAUAGUAAUGUUAUGUCAAAUAAUAUUUAUCGAUCAUCAUCAGGACCUAUUUCAAUUGAACAUUGGCAUGCAAGACAAUUAAAAUCAGCACCUGCUCCUCCUCUUCCUCCCCCUAUACCAACUACUUCAUUAAAUAAUUCGGCUCGUCGACACCAUUUAGGUCAUUUAUAUGAGAAAGCUCAACAUGAAGUAAAAAAAGAACUUCAUCAAGAACACGUUCAACGUGAACAUUACAAACGACAACAAGCGAAAGAACAAUCCCAGAGUAUUCAAAAUCGUCAACAACAAGAAUUAGAUAAAUCUGAUCGAAUCAUGGAAGCUAAACGACAACAACGUAAUCAAAUAAUUCAUCAAAAUCAUCAACGAACACAAGCAGUUGAAGAACAAGCGAAUGAUCGAAUACGUUUUAAACAAAAUCAAUAUGCUCAACGAAGUUUCGAUACUACACAAGCACGUCAUUCCAAUGAACAAAAAACUACGAAAGAUUCCCAACGUCGACAACAAGAAGAAGCUCAACGUAAUCAAGUUCAUCAUGAUAAUAUACUUUGUCAAGAAGCUGAUCGUUUAUAUAAAGAUGUUGUAUCACGUAAAUUUCGUGAAGAAGCUGAUUAUAAAGCUCAUGUUCGACGAGAUCUUGAAGAAAAACGAACUGAUCUUAUACAUGAUAUUGAAAAAAGACGAAUAGCAUGGUCAAAUCCAACAAUAUUAUCAUAA